Penicillium robsamsonii is the source of this 237-nucleotide messenger RNA. RefSeq lists its product as uncharacterized. The coding region runs from base 1 to 237 and encodes 78 amino acids. The record is from RefSeq and is a predicted model, not a curated record. The transcript has 2 exons. NCBI's taxonomy places the organism in Eukaryota, Fungi, Ascomycota, Eurotiomycetes, Eurotiales, Aspergillaceae.
AUGACCUCUGUCUACCCGCUAAACAAGGCUAUUGCCCGAGCGGAAGAGUUCCAGAUAUCGUUCUAUUGCCGAUCAGAAGUGUCGGUCCCGUGGGCUACCGCGCCCCUUUUUGGAUUCACGACGACGACGAAGAAGAAGAAGAAGAAGAAGAAGAAGAAGAAGAAGAAGAAGAAGAAGAAGAAGAACCUUAGUCUUGAGAUUUUGGCUCAUGACGAGCACAAGCACAUGGCUAUAUAA